Molecule: messenger RNA, 1515 nt
Organism: Paramormyrops kingsleyae
Lineage: Eukaryota; Metazoa; Chordata; Actinopteri; Osteoglossiformes; Mormyridae
Source: RefSeq, a predicted model, not a curated record
UUGGUGUGUGUGUUCAAUACUAAUCCUCUUUCUCUCUCACUGACUCUCCCUUUACUUCUGCAGAGUCCUGGUCCUGCACUUAAAAAGAUUCAGUUUCACGCCACAAUACAAGCUGAAGAAAGUGCAGGACCCGGUUCUCCUCUGUCGGGAGGUCACCUUGCUCCCCCACCUCAGUGAGGAGAUCGCUCAGCUGACGGUGACUCCCCAGACAGAGGAACCUCCACUGGAAGAGGCACAUCUGUCAGCUGAAGGACUAGAGCAAGGGGAUCAUCGGGGUUCAGCCGUCAGGUUGAGUAACGGGGAAAUUGAGCCCCCAAAAACACAGAACCUGACGGUGGACGUCCCAGAUGAUGCCCUGAGGAUGCUCGGCGGGGAUGGGGCAGCUCCUGUGGGGAAGGAGAGUGUUACACUCUGCAGGAGCGCGUCGAAAGUGGAGUCACCGCCCCCUUCAGACAGAGCAGAGACUUUGACAGAGCAGCGUACACCUGCACUGCUAAGGAGAGGAACAGAGACACAGCCUGCUGCUCAGGAUUAUCGGCUCGUCUCCGUUCUGAGCCACCUAGGCUCCAGCGCCACCUAUGGUCACUAUGUCAGCAACGCCUUUCAUGAGGAAGAAAAAGGCUGGCUGUUAUUUAACGACCAUAAGGUGAAGCGGUCAAACGAGGCAUCGGUGCUGAAAAAGAGGGCCAGCAGUGCAUAUGUGCUGUUUUACAGCCAGCAGGAAUCCUGACACUAAAGGCCCUGAUGCCUCCAUAUUGAGGAGCUAAGCUUAAAAAUCAGGUAAACCCCGAGAAUUCAGGUUUUGUCAAACCAAAGGAGGAAUCACAUGGUACCAGUAACUAUCAAAUUACAGGUACUGAAGGACAUGGAGGAGGUCCAGAGGAGGAGGUCCAGAGGCAGAGGUUUACUGGUGCUUAUACCUGCACUAAAUAUCACCAUCAGCUGGAGAUAAUGGACUUCAGUAAUACUAUAAUACUCAGGAAUGGACUUCAGUAAUACUAUAAUACUCAGUAAUGGACUUCAGUAAUACAAAAUACUAUCCUGAUGGGACACAUCUCCACCUGGUUUGUGAACAGCACAAUGCAGGACAGACAUGCUCUCCAGAGAGUGGUGCGAUCAGCCGCGCGCAUCGUUAUUAGAGAGCUUCCUCACCUGUAGUCUGUCUACAUCAAACGGUGCUGAACCAGGAAGAUCAUGGACGACCUCAGCCACCCCAACAAUGGAGUCUUCUCCCUGCUGAGGUCAAGGAAGUGAUUUCGUUCCCUAAAGGCCAACACAGAGAGAAUGAGGAAAAGCCUCUUCCCUCAAGCUAUUCGGUGUCUGAACCAGGACAAUACGCAGGAUGCGAGAGAGUGACAGUGAUGGAGUGACAUCAUCAACCCUUCACUCUCCUCCCCUUGGAGAUGUUGCAAUAAACAUUUCACUGUAGGUUGUACUAUGUACGAUGAUGCAUGUGACAAAUAAAAUUUGAAUUUGAUUUAUCAAAGGAAAUAAAUAAAGGAAUUGAAUGACAAA